AUGUCCAACCGAACCACCGUGACCGCAUUCCUUCUCCUGGGAUUCUCUGAUGUUCCAGAAGUGCAGAUUGUAUAUUUCAUACUGUUCUUAGUAAUUUACCUGGCAGCACUGCUGGAGAAUCUUCUUAUCAUCACAGCCAUAGCACUUGACCACCACCUUCACACUCCCAUAUACUUCUUCUUGAUGAAUCUGUCUGUCCUAGACCUUGGCUCCAUCUCUGUCAACAUCCCCAAAUCAAUGGCUAAUUCCCUAACCCACACUAGGUCAAUUUCCUAUGCUGGAUGUGUCACCCAGGUUUUUUUCCUUGUCUUCUUGAUAAGAGCACCUUUAUUCCUUCUUACUGUCAUGGCAUACGACCGAUAUGUUACCAUCUGCCAACCACCGCACUAUGAGAGAGUGAUGAACAGCAGAGCUUGUGUCCAAAUGGCAGCAAGUGCCUGGAUCAGUGGUAGUCUCAAUUCUGCACUGCACACCGGGAACACGUUUGCAUUAACCUUCUGUGGAGGCAACAUGGUGGAUCAGUUCUUCUGUGAAAUACCCAAGCUACUAAAGCUCACCUGCUCUGACUCAUACCUCAGUGAAGUUCAGGUUCUCACCUUUAGUGCAUGCUUAGGCUUAAGCUGCUUUGUUUUAAUAACUUUUUCUUAUGUUCAGUUCUUCAAAACAGUGCUGAGAAUCCCCUCUGAGCAAGGACGCCAUAAAGCCUUCUCCACCUGUCUUCCUCACCUCAUUGUGGUCUCUUUAUUUGUUUUCACUUGCAUCUUUGCCUACCUGAAACCAAUCUCUAUAAGUCUUCCCUGCAUCCUGGCCACUGUGUUAUAUUCUGCAGUGUCCCCAGUAAUAAAUCUGCUCAUUUACAAUCUGAGAAACAAGGAAAUAAAAGAAGCUCGAGUGCACGAGUCAGGGCCACUAGUUCAGCAAGCUGGGCAGAUGUUCCCGCAGGGUCGAGCAAACCACGUCUCCGCCGAGGCCCCCGAUGAAGUCACCGGUGUGCGCUGGCCGUCAGUCAUCGCUAUAAUCUGUCGGCCACCAGGAGGGAUCCGGGCAAGGCUAAAUUUCAGUCUCGAGCCCCACGUUGGGCGCCAAAACUGUUGCCUGCCCAGAACCGGGCCUCGAAAUGGCAAACAGGGGUUCGUUGCCCGGUGUGCUUGGCACCAAUAA
Molecule: messenger RNA, 1161 nt
Organism: Emys orbicularis (European pond turtle)
Lineage: Eukaryota; Metazoa; Chordata; Testudines; Emydidae
Product: olfactory receptor 14A16-like
Exons: 4
Coding region: 1-1161 (386 amino acids)
Biological process (GO): G protein-coupled receptor signaling pathway
Cellular component (GO): membrane
Molecular function (GO): G protein-coupled receptor activity; odorant binding; olfactory receptor activity
Source: RefSeq, a predicted model, not a curated record